Molecule: messenger RNA, 2055 nt
Organism: Symbiodinium necroappetens
Lineage: Eukaryota; Dinophyceae; Suessiales; Symbiodiniaceae
Source: the annotation of a GenBank genome assembly
AUGACCGCAUACCUGGGGAGCAAUCACUGGCAGACCGAGUGUCGCUUUCAAGACAUCAACCAGAUACCUGGCGGUGCGUCGCGACAAACUUACCUGGUGCAUCUGCUGAGCAACGGCCAACCGGUCCGUGUGAUUGUGCGACGCGACCCGCCCAGCUCACUCAUCGACACAGAACGUGCCCACGAGUACAACACCUACGCAGCCGUCUUUAACAAUGGCGUGAUGCCCGUACCGCAGCCAAUUGUGCUGGAGGAGACCCCUGGUGCACUGCAGUAUCCUUUUUCGAUUUCCGCCUUUAUCUCCGAGGGCAAGGCUUCCCCAGCCGGAUUAGAUGAACCUGAGAUGGCGGCAGCAAAACCCGCGCUGGCACAGAGAAAAUGGUCGCUGCUGGGCGCUUUGGCAAAACUGUCCCCCACCCAACUGGGAGUGGAUAGUUUUAUGCCAACACCAGAGCAUCCCGCAGCCCAUGAACUCAGUUACUGGCGCCAGGUGAUCGAAGCAGACGCCCUGCACCCACAGCCGAUAGCAGCUGCCGCGUUACGCUGGCUGGACAAACAUUUACCGGCACCGAGCGGAAAUCUGUCCCUGGUGCAUGGAGAUUUCCGCACAGGGAAUUACCUGUAUACACAAAGCGGAGAAAUCACCGCGGUGCUGGACUGGGAGAUGGCGCACAUCGGCGACCCCUUAGAAGAUCUGGCCUGGUCUUUAGAUCCACUGUGGUCCCCCGAUCUGCACCUGGCCGGGCGUUUAGUGCCACGAACAACCGCCAUCGAUAUCUGGGAAAAGGCCAGCGGCAUGACUGUCGAUCCUGAAACAUUUCGCUGGUGGCAGAUUUUCGCUUCGGUUAAAGCCCUGGCAAUCUGGCUGUCAUCUGCCCACGAUUACACGACCGGCACCACCAAAGAACCUAUUCUCGCGUUUGCAGGCUGGCCGAUGAUCGACAGACAGAACCGGAUUCUGCUCGACCGCUUAUCGCCAGAUUCCCAGCACCUGUACGCCGAGGCGGAUGCGGGGUUGAUCAGUGGUUUGCUGAUGGCGCUGGCACAGGAUUUCGAGCGGGCCGCUUUCAAUCGCAUGACGGAUAUUGAAGAAAUCCAACAGCUGUUCAAAGUGGCGUUGGACAGUAGUCAGAAUGUGCCGGCCAAGCAAGCCAUGGAAGCAUUUACCGAAGCCGCCCCCGCCUCGUUACAUCUGCGCGACCUGGAUCAACUGCAUGCCCGUGGCUUUGAACUGCUGAUCGAACUACAUACCUGGGCCGAAACCAACGAUGCGCAACUCAAUCAUGCCAUCUGGCAUAUCAGUCAGCUGGAUCUGGCACUACAGGCGGGCGUUUCCCAACGGCACGUGAGUUUUCUGGAAACCGGCCGCGCUAAUCCGAGUCGUGCAAUGGUGCUCGCGCUGGCCAACUCUAUGGAUAUACCGCUGCGUGAACAGAACAGCCUGUUACAAAGUGCCGGUUUCAGCGCAUCCUUCAGCAACGGCAACCUCGACGAAGCUUCCCACAGCUUGUUCCGCCACGCUUUGCAGCAGACCCUCGAUCAUGCCGAACCUUAUCCGGCUAUGGUGCUGGAUGGGAAUUGGAACAUGGUCAUGGCCAAUCAGGCGGCGUUGCGAUUCUUUUCGAUAUUCAUCGAUCCAUUUCAAGCGCUGCAGGACAUGGGCAACCCUUCUCAUUUCCAGAUUGUGCGUUUGUGUAUGCACGAAGCUGGCCUGCAGCCUUAUAUCGACAACUGGCAAACGCUGAUUGCUUCUUUCCUCGCCCGUGCCAGACGUGCGUUGCUGACAAACCCCCAGGACCAGCAACUGCCCAUUCUGAUUGAGGAAAUUCUCAACCAUCCACAGGCACCGGAAAACUGGCACCAGACCUGGAGCGCGCAACCCGCGCCAGCGAUGGAAAUGAUCAUGCACAAAGGCCAGCAGCGGUAUCGACUGUUUACCAUGCUGGCGCACUUUGGUGCGCCGGCAGAUGUCACCCUCGAAGAGCUUUCCGUUGAACUGUUUUAUCCUGCUGAUGAAGCUACCCGGACCUCCCUGGAGAGACUCGCUGACACCUGA